Messenger RNA from Lytechinus pictus (painted urchin), 3512 nucleotides. Its product is annotated as dynein regulatory complex protein 1-like. Gene Ontology annotation, biological process: axonemal dynein complex assembly; cilium-dependent cell motility; regulation of cilium movement. The coding region runs from base 114 to 2393 and encodes 759 amino acids. NCBI's taxonomy places the organism in Eukaryota, Metazoa, Echinodermata, Echinoidea, Temnopleuroida, Toxopneustidae. The record is from RefSeq and is a predicted model, not a curated record. Gene Ontology annotation, cellular component: axoneme; axonemal dynein complex. The transcript is spliced from 17 exons.
CUUUAGUUGACAUGAUAGAGCCUGAAAUCUGGACCAUAGCAACAUUUGUUAGUUCAUGACUUUUCAGUCUCCGUGCCGCCGCUGUUGAUCUAGGCCCCUAAAAUAAAUGUAAAAUGAGUUCUCACGAUGAAGAGGAGGAUACUGGUCCAUCUGUAGAUUCUACUGAUCCUGAGGAACGUAUAGCUGCGAGAAGACUAAGGAUAUCAAAAAGAAUUGAAGCAGCCAGAAGGGAGAAACUUGGUGAGGACCCUGGUGCAAAGAAAAAGGAGGACAAAGAAGAAGCUAGCAAGAGUAGAAAGCAAAUUGAGGAAAGCAGACAGAGGUUAACUAAACUUCAAAGCCAUGGAAGUGAGUUGGUUACCAAUGUUCGGGUUGCUGCUGAUUCCCGGGAAGCACAAAGAAGAGCAGAAGAAGAGGAGACGCAGAGGCAAAGGGAUGAAAAGCUUGAAGCGGAGGCAAAGGCUGGAAUGGAACGGUUUGAGGAGAUCACAAAGCGCUGGGAGCAAGCCAAUGGAAGAGACAUACCACAAGAGCUUCAUGAUAUCUUGAUGCAACAGAAGGCUCUUUGUGAUGCAAUGAUAGAUGAGAAGAACAAACUCAUCAAUGAUUUUCAAAUGGAACUCAAGUCUCAAGAUGACCAGUAUGUGAAAGAUUUGAAGAAAGAAGCUGAGGAUAUUGAUUUAAUGAUAGAGAGAAUGGAAGAACAGGUCAAGAAUCUCAUGAAAGCCUACAGAGAUGAACUCAAACAGAUUGAAAAAGCUUUUGACACAGAGAGAGAAGAACUGUUAGAGAAUAACAAGCGCAAGUGGGAUCAAGCGAUGGGAGGGAGAAAGGACCAGGAGCUGGAGUACAUGCAUCAGAGGGAGAAGAGAGUAGAAGAAUAUGAGCAACAAAUACAGCAUCUUAGGAUCCAAGAUGCCGAAGAGUACAACAUGGUCAAGAUCAAACUGGAGACUGAUGUGCAGGUACUUGAACAGCAACUGCAGCAAAUGAAAGCCACUUACCAGCUCAACCAAGAGAAGCUAGAAUACAACUUUCAGGUCCUCAAAAAGAGAGAUGAAGAAAACACUAUUACCAAGUCACAGCAGAAAAGGAAAAUUACAAGGUUACAAGACGUAUUGAAUAACUUGAAGAUAAAGCUAGCUAAACAGGAGAAACAAUAUAAAGAAGAGAAUCAAGGAUUGGCCGAUGAUUACAAGAGGAUCACGGAACAAUUUAAGGAACUACAGAAGAAAUCAAAACAUUUCCAGUCAACUGACACAAAGAAGUUCCAUGAUAUCUGGCUGAUGAAUGAGGCUGAAGUCAAGGAAUUAAGUGCUAAACUGAUGGAGCAGGAUCGCAUCAUUUCAGAACAGCAACUUGGAUUACCAUGGCAGCCACCUACUGAUGCUUCCUUCAUGGAGAAUGUUGGACCCUUAACAACUGAGAACAGCAAGAAAAAACCAAUCUCUGCUCAUGAGGUGCUGAUGGAAGUCAUGUCAGAUGGAAGCCAUGUUGAAGGAGGUAGUUUACAAGGAUCAGAGAGAGGUGGUGAUGGAGGGGAGGAAGGAUCCCCUAGGGAGAAACUUGAGGGUGGUGAAGAGGAAGAGGCUAGGAGACUUUCAGUCCAGACAGUCAAACAGAUCCUGGAGCUAAUAUGCGAUGAGUCGGGUUUCUUGGUAGAGGCUAAACUGAACAAGCUACUUGCCCCUCUGGAAAAAGAUGAACGCUGCCUUAUGAAGUUAGAUGCCAUCUUUGCUGCCUUGGGUAUAGAAACUGAAGAUGACAUCCAUAAGUUAGCUGGGUACUUUUUACAAGCCAUGCAUAACAAGGAUCAGGACCAAUUGCCAGAGAAUACAGAGGACAUUGCUCAGGGAGACAAUCUAACAGAUGAUCAGCAAGAUGGCAAAGAAGGUCCGCUUCAGGAUCCUGUCGAUGCUGAGGUAGCCGGCAUUACAGGUAGCUCCGAGCGAGGCCAGGACCAGAGUGAGACGGGGUCAGUCCGGUCUACCAAGUCCAAUUCUUUAGAUCUCAUCCAUCCCAAUGAUGCUCUUAGUGCACUCAGGAUGUUUGUAGAGGAGAAUAGGAAACCAACCAAGGAGAAAGUAAAGUAUCAGACAUUCCGUAUCAUCUCAGGAGAAGAUAGAGAUUCAAGUGAGGAUGCAGACCACUGGAAGAUGUUUCCAUCAGUGAUAUCAGAGAAACAAGAGAAAGUUUGGACAGCUCUUAUUGAUGGAUUUGAGAAAUACAGUGAUACUCUUCAUGAGAGAGCUAAGUUGAUCACAGAGACUGAUGGUUUACGGCAACAAAACGCAGAGCUUCGUAUGCUUCUACAUCAGUACAUCAACUCACGCGUUAAUCAAGAGUUAGAGAUCCCUCCCACUCGCAUACUCAACCUUGAAGUACCCCAGUAAUGACCAUGGAAUGGCCCUUAGCCACAUGAAUGCCUAUGGAUGGGACAGUCUAUUUUAUGAGCACAGGGAAAGCUGGGGGGGGGGGAUGAAACAGAGAUGCAUUACAUAUUUACUAUCAAUCAUAACUUUUAGUACAUGAUUUGUCAGAGAGUUUCAGCUAUGCUUGUGUAAUCUGUGAUUUACCUAGACUUGACAGGUCAUUACCAGAUGAAUAUGUAUGAGAUCAAGUAUUUCAUUUCAUACUUCAAGAGCAAUAAUGUUCUUGAAUAGAAUUAGCACAUUUCUGCCUCCUCAAAGAACCCUUGUUUUGACAUUCCAUGACCAAUCGUUUCUUUUUAGCAAUUUUAUAUUUUGAGUUGAGGGAGAAGAUUGGUAGUGAUUACACUGUUCAGGGAUUAAGUUUUGAUUGCUUGUACCUGUUUGACUAGCAUUAAUAACACCAAUAGUAUAUUUACCAAAGGUCGCCACUUCAGUUCCAAUAACUGUUUUCCAAGCGAGCCCUGCCAUUAUUAUUAUUGGAAUAUUUCAGCACAGGUCCUCAAGACAUCUGAACAUCUCUCUCAAUUUGGGGGGGAGGGGAAUCAAAUAACUUUGUUUUUUAAUUUACACAAGCACUAAUGCAACAUUUCACACUAUGAUGGACUAUGUGUAAAGUUUCCUACAAAACCUGAAAAUUUCAUGAUGGAAUUGUAUAGCGAUUUUAUAUCAGACUGAUAAGAAAGCAUGGAUGCUGAUUUAUAGACUAAGUCAGGUUUAACUUAAGCCAUGGUCUAACUCUGUGUUAAAAUUAUGGGAAUCUACCACUAUUUUCAAAAUUGCAUUUAGAUUGUUUCCUAUAUUUACUUGGCUCUUCCUCAUGUUUUAUUUAAUAAGAAUUAUUUUAGUUCUAACUCCCAGGCAGUUAUGAAUCAUUUGAGUGUCGAAUGAGCUGACAAAUUGAAUUUGUACCGUCACAAUUGGCUAUCCAUAAGUUAAUCCACAACUUUGGACCAGACUUAAAUUAAACUCGGGUUCAUAAUAUAGAUGACUGUAUAUAUUUGUACAAAACAUAAAUUGAUAUAAUACUGUAUUAUGUUAUUAUUUGGUGUAAGUAUGACACUAAGAAAUCUGAUACAUCCA